Scophthalmus maximus (turbot) is the source of this 5462-nucleotide messenger RNA. It is a transcript of the gene fhod1, whose product is annotated as formin homology 2 domain containing 1. The coding region runs from base 82 to 4269 and encodes 1395 amino acids. Gene Ontology annotation, cellular component: cytoplasm; cytoskeleton. Gene Ontology annotation, biological process: actin filament network formation; cortical actin cytoskeleton organization. The transcript has 28 exons. The record is from RefSeq and is a predicted model, not a curated record. Lineage: Eukaryota; Metazoa; Chordata; Actinopteri; Pleuronectiformes; Scophthalmidae. Gene Ontology annotation, molecular function: actin filament binding.
CGCGGAGGUUCCCCAGUUAAAGUUUAGUGUCCGCGGAGCGCGGAGCGGCACCGAGCCCCUCCGACACUCCUCAGCCGGGCCAUGGCCUCCAUCACCUGCCGGGUCCAGUUCCUGGAGGACUCGGACCCGUUCAUCUGCACGAACUUCCCCGAACCUCGCAGACCUCCGACGGUCAACCUGGAGGAGAACCUGCCGCUCAGCGAGCAGAUCGCCGGGAUCCACAAGCUGCUGGAGGCGCCGCUGAAGUUGGAGGAGUGCACCCUUCAGUUGUCUCCUUAUGGAAACUAUCUGGACCUCGACUCGUCUUUGUCCGAGCAGAGGGACGAGCUGGAGACUUUCUACGAAGACGUGAAAAAGGGAAAGAAGCCCAUCCUGAUCCUGAGGACUCAGCUCUCUGUUCGCGUUCACUCCAUCCUCGAGAAGCUGUACAACUCUCAGGGUCCGGAGCUCCGACGCUCGCUGUUCUCCCUCAAACAGCUGUUCCAGGACGAUAAAGACCUGGUUCCAGAGUUCGUGGCGUCUGAAGGUUUGACGUGUUUCAUCCAGGUCGGAGCUGAAGCCGACCACAACUACCAGAACUACAUCCUGAGAGCGCUCAGUCAGAUCAUGCUCUUUGUGGACGGCAUGAACGGAGUGAUAAACCACAACGAGACGGUGCAGUGGCUCUACACACUGACAGGAAGUCUGUCUCGUCUGGUGGUGAAAACGUCUCUGAAGCUUCUCAUCGUCUUCGUGGAAUAUUCAGAGGCCAACAGUCCACGACUCAUCCAGGCUGUGAACACGGUGGACACACAACGAGGUGUGAAGUCGUGGAGUAACGUGAUGGAAGUGUUGGAGGAGAGAAACGGCUCCGACACUGAGCUGCUCAUGUUCACCAUGACGCUCAUCAACAAGACGCUGGCUGUGCUCCCUGACCAGGACUCGUUCUACGAUUUGACCGACAGCCUGGAGCAGCUCGGGAUGGAGACCAUCAUCCACAAACACAUGAACAACAAGGCGACGGAGCCCCACCUCCGAGCUCAGUUCACCAUCUACGAGACGGCACUCAGGAACGAGGACGGGGACAUGGACGACUCCUCCCCCCACCUCCGUAAAGAAAGACGAAAGGUGGCCGCCGGCGACCAGGAGGUGCGGAGGAGCCGCCGCUCGUCCAGUCAGAGCUUUCCCGACCUGCUGUCGUCCUCCCCUGGCUCCUCCCCCUCCACCUCCCCCACCCCCCCUGUCUUUGCGUCGUCGUCCACCGCCAGCGGCCCCCUCUCCCCCGUCAUCUCCUCCGCCUCCUCCUCCCCCAGCCCCACGGCGGAGCUCGGCAGCAGGGCCUCGUCGCCGCUGUCCCCGGACGCCUCCACUCCGCCCGGGUCUCACAGGGGGUCACCGCUGCCCCCCCUCACCCCCCCCAACGGUACCAUGACCGCAGAGCAGGACUCGAAGACGCCGUCCAGCCCGAGUCGCUCUUUCCUCAGCCACCACAUGUCGGCUCUAGGUCUGAGCAGGAAGUCCAGGCUCUUCUCCAAAUCCAACUCCAUCUCUGAGGAGCCGUCGGCCGCCGGCAGCUCGUCCUCCUCCGACAUGUCUCUCCAGGAGAAGUCGUCCCAGUUGAGUCCGGAGCAGUCGAGCAACAAGACGGACACUAAGACCGGUUUCAACUCUGGGGAGGCAGACUGGCCCCUCUGCUCAGAGGAGUGUGAUGUGAAUCAGGACAAACCGGUUCUGAGGAGGUUUGAAGGAAACUUCCUGCGCAGCCUGGCCGCCACGCAGUGGGAGAAGAAGAGAAGAAGUAAACACCUGAGCCAGGCCAGGCUGUCCUCGUCUGAUGACAUCAUAAUCCCUGGCCCAGGGCCGACGGCAGAGGAGGCGGGAGGUGGGGAGCCGCCACGCCGCGCUUCCAGCAGCUCGGCCUCAAACGGACACUCGGACCCUCAGAGUGACCCAGCGUCUGUGCUGCGUCAGUGCAGCGACAAGAAGUUCCUGAUGGACAUGCUCUACUCCAAGACGACUGCCGCAGUGCCCCUGAGCCCGACCACCGCCGCCACCGCCAGCGACACCAGCGUGGAUGAAGAGAUCCUCCAGGCCGGUGGUGGAGAUGUGGGCGCUCGGGGUCGCGUGUCGGAGCGUCUGUCCAGCUUCAGAGCGCGCUCAGUGGAGCCGUCCGGCUCCAGCGAGAGCAGCGCCUCCCGCAGGGCGGAGCUGGAGGGGCUGGAAGGCUCCGCCCAGGCGGCGCUGGCCCGACUGGCCGAGGAACAGCAGAACCGUUACCUCCGGCAGCAGAGCAGCAUCGACGUCGAGGGCCCAGCCCGCCGCCUGGAGACCACCACGAUGACCCCGCUGGGCCCCGGGGGCCCCGCCGACGCCUGGGACCAGCUGCAGCCGAGCGCCGCCGCCCUGCGCAUCAAAGACCUGGACUUCUCCGACCUGCUGGAUGAGGAGGACAUCGACGUCCUGGACAUGGACGCUCUCGACUCCACCUCCUCCUCCUCCUGCUUCUCUGGCAUCCCUCCCCCUCCCCCUCCUCCCCCAGGCAUGGCUGCCGCUCCUCCUCCUCCUCCCCCGCCUCCUCCACCAGGGGGUUUGGCUCCUCCUCCUCCUCCCCCUCCUCCAGGUGCCCCUCCUCCUCCUCCCCCUCCCUCAUCGUCCUCGUCCCCUUUCUCUCAGACGAAGAAGAAGACGGUGAAGUUGUUCUGGAAGGAGCUGAAGCAGGCGGACCGACCCGAGAAGUGUCGCUUCGGCCGCGGGACGGUGUGGGCGUCUCUGGACAAGGUGGCGGUCAACACCACCCGACUCGAACACCUGUUUGAGUCCAAGGCCAAGGAGCUCCACGUCGCCAAGAAAGGACCCGAGACCAAGAAGCACGAGAUCCUGGUUCUGGACCCGAAGCGGAGCAACGCCAUCAACAUCGGGAUGACGGUGCUGCCGACCGUCCACGUCAUCAAGACCGCCAUCCUCAACUACGACGAGUUCGCCAUCAGCAAGGAGGGGAUCGAGAAGAUCCUGACCAUGACCCCGACCGAGGAGGAGAAGCAGAAGAUCCAGGAGGCUCAGCUCGCCAACCCGGACGUCCCGCUGGGCUCUGCCGAGCAGUUCCUGUUCAGCCUGGCCUCCAUCAGCGCCCUGACCCCCCGCCUGCAGCUCUGGGCCUUUAAACUCAACUACGAGGCUCUGGAGAAGGAGAUCGCCGAGCCGCUGUUCGACCUGAAGCUGGGCAUGGAGCAGCUGGCGUCCAAUCAGACCUUCCGGAGGAUCCUGGCGACGCUGCUCGCCAUCGGAAACUUCCUCAACAGCUCCAACGCUAAAGGCUUUGAGCUGGGUUACCUGGAGAAGGUGGUGGAGGUGAAGGACACCGUUCACCGUCAGUCUCUGCUCCAUCACACCUGCAGCCUGGUGGUGGAAAAUUACCCAGAAUCCUCUGACGUGUACACAGAGAUUCCCGCCAUCACGCGCUCCGCCAAGGUCGACUUCGAGCUGCUCGCCGAGAACCUGGUGCAGCUGGAGAGACGCUGCAAAGCAUCUUGGGACAACCUGAAGGUGGUGGCCAAGCACGAAACCAAGGCGGUUCUGAAGAACAAGAUGAUGGACUUCCUGAAGGACUGUACGCAGAGGAUCAUCAUCCUGAAGGUGGUGCACCGGAGGGUCAUCAACAGGUUCCACUCCUUCCUGCUGUUCCUGGGUCAGCCGUCGACCUCGGUCAGAGACAUCAAGGUCACCAGCUUCUGUCGCAUCAUCGGCGAGUUCUCCCUCGAGUAUCGAACGACCAGAGAGCGAGUCGUCGAGCUCAAACGGAAACAGGCCGCGCACCGCGAGAGAACCAAGACCAGAGGCAAGAUGAUCACCGAGACGGAGAAGUUCUCUGGGGCGGUGUCUCGUCCGGACAGCCCCGUCUCCCUGGCGGCGGAGGCGGAGGUGGGUCAGGAGGAGGAGGAGCAGCACGAGAACAUGAAGAACCUGCUAAUCAGCAGCGACGUGGGUCAGAGUGCCGACCAGAGAGGCCUGAGGCGAUCCAGAGCCGUCCGCAGUCUGGGCAGGGUGAGUCCUCAUCAGAUGUCUGUGGCCAAAGACGACGGGACCAGCUCCCAGGACGACCCCACGGACGAGAUCAUGGACCGGCUGGUCAAGUCCGUUACCCAGAAUCCCUCAGACAGAGCGUCGAGCCCCAAAACCCGCAAACGGUCCCGACUCAACAGAAAGUCACUGAGGAGGACUCUGAAGAGCGGUCUCAGUCUGGACGUGGUUCAGGCUUUGGGACUCAACAACAAGUCUGGAGACCAAGUCUGAGCAGAGACUCACACUGAUCCAUCCAUCGAUCCAUCGAUCAGUGAUCACUGUUGAUCAGAGAGACUGAACCCAGACCAGCAGACGAGAGGCUCCGCCCACCACCAGGAAGAACAUUAUCGUCUCCAAUGGUUGUGUGUCACAAGAGAUGAAACGGUUCAAAACCAGAGAGACAGUCUGUUAUUAUUAAUAUUGAUAAUAAUAUUAAUAUGUAGAACAGCAGCAGAUUCACACACACACACACACACACACACACACACGAUCAUGUUUACAUGAUUUUACAACAUAACUUUUAACAGCUUAAACACACAUGGCGUCACACAUGACAUCACACAUGACGUCACACAUGACAUCACACGUGACGUCACACAUGACAUCACACGUGACGUCACACAUGGCGUCACACAUGACGUCACACAUGACGUCACACAUGACGUCACACAUGACAUCACACAUGACGUCACACGUGACAUCACGCGUGACGUCACACAUGACAUCACACGUGACGUCACACAUGGCGUCACACGUGACAUCACACAUUACAUCACACAUGACGUCACACGUGACAUCACACGUGACGUCACACAUGACAUCACACGUGACGUCACACAUGGCGUCACACGUGACAUCACACAUUACAUCACACAUGACGUCACACGUGACAUCACACGUGACGUCACACAUGACGUCACACAACACGUUUUAAGAAACAUGAAGCACAAACUUGAAAAUGUUAGAUAUUUUUAAUUUCUGGAAACUCGUCACUAAAGACAUUUCAUCUCCGACUGUUUAUAAAUGGGAAACUGAUUAACUGAGACUUUCGUUUUCUCACAUUUAAUUUAAACCGUUUUGCUUCUCAUUUGGAGACGUCACCUGAUCUGAGUCACCACACGCACACAAACACUCAGACUCACUCACACACAAACAUGUUUCAUGUCACAAAAUGAAUCCAACAAAAAUCACUAAAAUCUUUUCAACACGUCACCUGUCUGCUGCAACACUUUGUGUGCGUGUGUGUGUGCGUGUGUGUGUGCGUGUUUUCAGUCCAGCUGUUUCCUCUGCUGACCUCAGGUCAAGUUUGUGUGACUGUUCCCUGACGAAGACUCUGUUUUAAUUUAAAGAUGAAGAUUUUAUAGAGACAUUACGGUUCACAAAAGUGAAUUUUCUUCAUAAUAAAUAAAGUUUUUGACAAAGAA